Notodromas monacha is the source of this 1038-nucleotide messenger RNA. The record is from the annotation of a GenBank genome assembly. Lineage: Eukaryota; Metazoa; Arthropoda; Ostracoda; Podocopida; Cyprididae.
AUGAUGAGUUUGGAUGCCGUACGGACUGUUAGUCCUGAGCAAGUGGCCGCCAUUGCCCGGUCUUCUGUCGCUCAGAUUUCCAUUCGGGAUUUUGUGCGGAAAGUAUGCGACGUGGAUGUAACGGAUUUAUGGGAGAUGAUCGUGUACGAUCAGUCUUCGCCGAAUCUGGAUGCCGUGGCAGUGGACUCUUUUCUACACGUUUUGCUUGCGAAGCUCGUCGGUGCUUUUCGUUCUGUGUCUCUUCUGAAAGGUGGAUUUUUGGAGUUUCAAGCCAAGUUCCCGGAUCUGUGCGAAGACAAAGGUCGGCGCGGGGGGAUUGGUGCGUCAGGCGGAGGUGCGGCUCUGUUGGGAUCGUUCUCGCAACCGUGUCUCCCGGUGACAAAUGUCGGCCCGACGAGGAUCCUUCCGUUUUUGUACCUGGGUUCGCAACAGGACGCCCUCAACCGUGAGCUUCUACAGGUGUCACAGUUGGUGUUCUCAGCGCCCAUGUAUAGGACGCAAAGUUGUCCCGGGAUGCUGCCGUCGGAGGACUCGUCGUUGCGUUCGACUGAUGGCGGCGGUAGUGAGGGAGACUCUGAUUCCGACAUCAGGCUAUUUCGGCGUCGGCGGCGGAGAGAGCGCAUUGACUCUGACAUGACCGGUGCUGCGAGACAUUACGACCUGUGUUUCGACCGCAGCAAGAACCGGAAUCGGUAUUCGUGUGGGAACUUGGAGUUCGACAGUUGCCCGGACAUCCCGCACUUCCGCGGAUGCCAGAGCGCCUUUCCGUCGCCGCACGGUAGCUCAUCCUCUUUACACGUGUUAUUGUUCUCUCCGACAGGUAUUCGUGUGGGAACUUGGAGUUCGACAGUUGCCCGGACAUCCCGCACUUCCGCGGAUGCCAGAGCGCCUUUCCGUCGCCGCACGGUAGCUCAUCCUCGCUGUCGAUGUCGGCGGCGUCUCGUUCGCACCGGCCUCCAUCAAUCAUCGAAGUCUCCUGAUGCCGUGUCCCGAAAAAAGAAGCGUAUGCCAGAGCGCCUUUCCGUCGCCGCACGGUAG